Messenger RNA from Erpetoichthys calabaricus (reedfish), 5819 nucleotides. RefSeq names its product DLEC1 cilia and flagella associated protein (gene dlec1). The transcript is spliced from 40 exons. Bases 278 to 5386 code for a protein of 1702 amino acids. Gene Ontology annotation, biological process: negative regulation of cell population proliferation. Lineage: Eukaryota; Metazoa; Chordata; Cladistia; Polypteriformes; Polypteridae. The record is from RefSeq and is a predicted model, not a curated record.
GCCCGUGUGAAGCUUAGUAUAAGUCUAACUGACGGUGGUACAGUAAUGCAUUUUCGGGCCACCCUUAACAAGCGUGACUGAGCGACACGUUGAUCGAUUUGGUCGAGAUAUUUCGGUAGAACUUGUGGAGAUGUGCAGAAUAAGAGUUAGUGAAGUAUUCCUGGGGAGUCAACUGGACUGAAAGCAGAACAAUCUAGUUCCUGUGGUGCAAGGCCGUCUUCCUCUCUUCUCUCUAUCUCACCUAAAAAGUGGAUUGGGUAUUGUCUAUCAAAUCACGAUGCUCCAGCAGUCUACUCCAAACAGCGGAGGCAGCUCUUUGGAGCCCUCUAUGUACCGACACCGUCCUGCCUCAGAAGAAACACAGGAUAUUUCUCAUUUGUUGGCCUGCAUCUUUAAGGAGCUGUACACUGCCGAUGUAAUCGGGAAGGAUGUGCUUGCCAAUCUUGAGAAAUCAAAGGGAGGAGAGGACACCUAUCUUAUGAAUUAUGUCGAGGAGCUUAAGAAGAUCCAUUCAGAGUACAAGAGAAGAACAGGAGAAGCAGACAUGCUGGAGCAGCACAUCAUCCAGGCCCGAGCUCGAGCAGCUGCAGACGAGGAGAGGGAACUGCAAAGGAGGAAAGACGAAGCAGGAGACAUAUAUGAGUCGCUGUCCCUACCACUGGCGGAGUCUACCUUCAGGUGGUGCGUGAACAGCAAACUUUUGCGAAAACACAACCUGAUCUGCCCAGAUGACUACAUCUCUAACCCACCUUUACCUAUCAAAGCACCCACAGCUGAAUCACCUGAGGAUUAUAGAAGAUCAACCUUCAACGUACGAAUGCACGAGUCUAAAUCUCCACAAGAUGAGAGUGACACUGGAAUUCAUUCCCCUGGGAAAACGAUGGAGAGUCUGCUGGCCGAAUCAGAAAGCUCCUAUACAUUGCCUCCAACUCCCGAGUCCAGUGAGAAACUGAAGAGAGCCCCCAUUCAAAAAAUGGAAAAGACUGCCCCAAAGAAACCAUCAUGGUACAGGUCAAGAAUUCAGGAGGAAGAAGAGCUUGCAAAAUAUGAGGAAAAAAAAAACUUUCUGAAAAAUCCUCGAUCUCUGCCCCCAAAUGUCCAAGGUGGAGGAAAAUCCUUGAUAAUCCCCAAGAUGAAAGUAGAGAAAAUGGUGUCUGGAAGAAGGGUGAUACUGGAAGAAAGUGAUCCACAGAAGCCUAUACCAGUAUUUCUGGCCAAUCCACCCUUCUUGCUUUUUACCGACUACAAAGUUGGGCAGAUUUAUGAGACCAACCUUGAGUUACGUAAUUUGACUUCUGCAAGUCGUCAUGUCAGAGUUAUACCACCAUGUACUCAGUAUUUUUCCAUUGGCCUAGGAAAGUUUCCAGGUGAAGGUGGCAUGGUAGCUCCAGGAAUGAGCUGUCAGUACACUGUCCGCUUUAUUCCAGACUGUCUGGCAGACUUUGAGGACUUCAUUUUAAUUGAAACUCAGGCCCCAUUCCCUCUAAUUGUGCCCAUUGAAGCCCGGCGCCCACCACCUAUAUUAACCUUGCCCCGAGUACUGGAUUGUGGCUACUGCUUGGUUGGUGGUGUGAAGUUUACGGAGUUUCUGUGCAGGAAUGAAGGUUUAAGCCCUGGGAGGUUCUGUAUUAUGUCAAAAAAGCAAUGGCCAGCUGCAAACUUUCGGUCAGUGGCAACACCCGGUUUUGUGGAGAAGCCCCCCUUUGCAUUGGGACCUUUCUUCUUUGAGUUACUGCCAGGCGAGGCCACCCUGCUAGAGGUAGCCUUCCUCCCUCCAUCUCCUGAAGCCUUCUCGGAAGUCUUCACCAUUGUGUGUGACAACUGUCAAGUAAAGGAGAUCACAGUUACAGGUUCAGGAGAACUAGUUGCAUUACAGUUGACCUCUAUCACUGGAGGAGAGGACAGCCCCUACCCAGAGGAGAUUACUGACCUGUCUGCUAAUCACUUUGUCCGCUUUGAGCCUCUUAAUCCUCAUUCCGUUGCGAGAAAAACAAUUGUCAUACACAACGCCACGCAUCUGGAGUUGCCUUUCUGUUGGCGGAUUGUGAAACCAAACCUGAAACCUGUUAUGCCGAAUGAGGUGCUGGACUUGGCUAACCUGGAGUACACUUUGGCCACUGAGACCGCAUUUGACAUCAGUCCAAACCUAGGGGCUCUUGCGCCACACCAGGAUAAUGAAUUCACAUUGAGUUUUUGUCCUUUGGAGCUCCAAGAUUAUCAUGUUGUGUGUCAUCUACUCCUCAGAGAUAUUCCAGAGUCUGUAAAAGAAGGCAACGGCUGCAAUGUUGAAAAGCAAGGCCGGCAGACUGCACCCACAGAAAAAAGCUCCUCAAUAAACGAUGUUGUCGUAAUGGAGAUUGAGGUAAAAGGACCCACAGAGCCCUUUAAAGUCCUGCUGGAGCCGUAUGCCAUUCUCAUUCCCGGCGAAAACUUUGUAUGCACAACGUUAAAGAAACACUUUAAGAUGUGGAAUAACAGCCGAUCAUUCAUCACUUUUCACUGGGACCGGAUAUGCGAUUGCCACAUCCUGGAAGUACAGCCACCUACUGGAGUCAUAGAAGCUAACGAAUGCUGUGAUUUAGAACUGGCUAUAACAGGAGGGAAACCAGGAAAACGCUCAUUCAGUUUGCAGUGCCACAUUGAACAUGACCCUGAUCCUGUCAUUCUGCACGUCGAGGCAGCUUUUAAGGGUCCCCAAGUUUGCACUGACUGCCCUUCUGUGGAGCUCGGCCUAAUGAAGCUUGGAGAGAGCGCUUUGAGCACAAUCACAAUCUACAACGUCAGUCAGCUUGUGGCCAACUGGAGCAUGAAGGAGACACCUGCUGAAGGACAUGAAGACUUUUGUGAUAAGGUUAAAAUCAAUCCAUCCAAUGGGACUUUACCACCUUUAGGCAGCUGCAACAUUGCAGUUUUCUUUCAGCCCAAAAGUUGUCAGCAUUUUGAGACAGUCCUCGAGCUGGAAGUGGAACGGGGCACUGGAUUCCACCUAGCAAUCCAAGGAGAUGUUCAGCUGCCACAGGUUUGCCUGCAGACAUGUGAGCUCGUCUUCAGUGAGCUUUAUGUGGGGGUACCUGCUCAGGGCUCUGUCAAGUUAUUCAAUCAGACACUCCUGCCAGCUACGUAUACCUGGGGAGAGUUAGAAGGCCAACAAUCCUGCUAUUGCUCUGCUGUGGUCCACAACCCAAAUGGAACAUUAGGACCCAAUGAAGAAAGAGAAAUAAAAGUUGAAUUUCUAACUUACACAGAGGAGGAGCUCACAGACAUUGCUCUGGUGUGUUCAGUGAAUGGGAUGGAGAAGCCUCUAGUGCUGGGGAUUUACGCAAAAGCAAGUGGCCUCCGUGUUUCAUAUUCUAUACCCUGUUCAAGUUCAUUGCCUCAAUCCACAUCUGAGUCGAAUAAUAAGGAAGAAAUACUAGAAUUUGGAGAGGUUUCUUUCAAUACUCCAGUGAAGAGACAGCUGGUCAUCACCAACCUCACUGCUAUCUCUGCGGCAUUCCUAGUAGAGGCCGAGUAUUUCAGUGGCAGGCCUCCGUCUCCACCUAUACAGUCGGCAGGAGCAUCAAGAACAGGACUGCAUAACGCCGUAAUACGGAAACCUGUCAGUAGUGCUGUUGCCAAUCAGAUGGAGAAGAAAGCUCAUCAAGAAUUUGUGGCAGCUGUACUCUCACAUGGCAGGGGUGCAACAUUCUUUGUCCAUCCCUACAGAGGAACUAUUGGACCUUUCCAAAAACAAACGAUUGACAUUUUUCCGUUUGCUAACAUGUGGGGAGACUACCAGGAUAUGCUCGUUUGUAAGGUGGCAGAUUUGGAGCCUACAACCUUCCUAAUGAGAAUGUCCGUGAGAGGCUGUCCCCUCUACUUUCAGAUAACAGGGCCACAGCAGGAGAAAAAUAACCAAGGACCUAUAAUAAGGUUUGGUUCACACAUUUCUGGAGGAGAUACCGUGUCUCGUGCAUUACGUAUCAACAACACCAGUCCUUAUGAUAUACGCCUAGACUGGCAGACAUUCAACCAAGAGAGAGGAGACAUGAAACUACUAGAUCUUUUGAUUUCAUUUGGGGAGCCAUUCCCAAGGAAGGAUGUUGAUGGUAAUGAAAUCAUUGGAGGAGACUUGGAUUCUGUUGAGUGUGAAAAUCCGAGUUGGGACUGGAAUAAACUUCCCAGUACCACAGACACUAAUUCCUCAAGGAAUGCUGAUUCUAUCAUAGAGGAGGGAAAUGAGAAGGAAGACGAAAAUGAAGAGCCCAAACAAAUAAAGGUUGUCUCUGUCAAUCUGCGGCCUCAUGAAGGCAUCAGCUCAGACUAUCCUUUCUGUAUCACCCCUCAGCAGAUUAUUGUUCCAGCAAAGGGCAAUGCUACCGUUCAUGUUUCGUUCACUCCUCUGACCUUGACGGAAGUAAAUAAAGUUGAGUGUGUAGGAUAUGCUUUGGGCUUCAUGAGUUUGGAGAGAAAGGUGUGCUGUGUCCCUGAGAAAGUCCAACGAGUUCAAGGAUACGAACUAGAACCCCUGAGAUUGGACCUGAACGGAUCUGUCAAGCCCUCAUUGUUGACGGCUGAAAUUGAAGAUGAAGAGGGAGCAGUCAUGUUUUUUGUGGCUGCCAGUGAUUUAAUACCAAAGGAGCCACACACAAAAAUUCUAACAGAGUCCAUAUCUACACGCAAUCUGAAGCUAAAGAACUCCACCACGACUCCCCUGGUUUUCCGGCUCUUGGCGCCAGGCCCUUUCAGCAUUGCCCAAAUGAAUCCAAAAGGAGGCAUGAAAACGUCGCAGAGUGAAAGAGAAGAGGGCAAACAUCUGCUCCUCGAACCCUCGCACAAUAUGCAGGUGAAGGUUGAGUUCCACAAUUCCUUUGCACUGUUAACAUAUCAGAAUCAGCCAAAGGAUCUGCUCCCUCCUGGAGUCCAACUAAUCCAGUAUGAAAAUGGAGAGAGGAAACUGCAGUUUGAGCAGCAGCUUACUGUGGAAUACAGCAACAAAAGCACUCAGUUUAUACCUCUGUGUGCUCACCUGGCAUUGCCCACACUCCACAUUUCUUCUCACACCCUUGACUUUGGGAUUUGCUUCGUGGGACAAACCAAAAUCCUGGAUGUCUUUCUGUCAAACAGAGGCAGAUCUAACAGUUACUGGACAGCUAUUUUAGAGAAUUCUGAGAAGGAUGGAGUCUUUUCAAUUUCUCCUAUCAACGGGACUCUAGAAGCCAUACCGACUCACAUGUCUACAAGUCGAGAGACCCUGCAAGUCAGCUUUACUCCGAGAGACAGCACAGAAUAUAAAGCCUCUGUCACUAUCCAUGGAAAACUUGGUGAGCAACCGCUUCAACUAGCGAUCACCGGGACAGGGUCAUUUGAUGAAAAAUACGAAAUGUAUUACACCAAUUUGUAUUGAGGUUGUCCAAACAGGAGUCAGGCCACAGUGCAGAUCUCAUUUGUUGGAGAGCCUUCAAGCGUAAACAGAUUUGCUCAUAUUUUGUUAAAUUGCUCUUAUUUAAUACAGCUUUCACUGCUGUGUUUUUUAAUUCUUUCUACUCUGAACUGUUUUACUUUGUACAUUAUAGAGCUUAGUCCAGUGUCCUGUUUUCAGAUUUGAUCAGUACACAGACUGAGAUCUAUUUCCUAUAUAAGUGACUUUUGAUGUUUCUUAUAUAUUUCAUAUAACUGACUGUGUAAACUUGUAUUUCCCAGGGUAUAAUGUGCAACUUGCACCUGGGCCCACUCUUACAGCAAAAGUGUCUAUCUGCAAAAAAAUUUUUAAAACGUGUAAAGCUGAUUAUUUAAAACAUUUUGUUUUUGUCAAUAAAAGACAUUUUUCUUCUCGAUAA